Molecule: messenger RNA, 4795 nt
Organism: Struthio camelus australis
Lineage: Eukaryota; Metazoa; Chordata; Aves; Struthioniformes; Struthionidae
Gene: ENTPD3
Product: ectonucleoside triphosphate diphosphohydrolase 3
Cellular component (GO): plasma membrane
Molecular function (GO): hydrolase activity
Source: RefSeq, a predicted model, not a curated record
AUAAACGUUAAUGUAUUUAUAUCUCUGUGGUUGUAGUUUGAAGGACGAUGUUUAUGGUGCUUGCCCAUCUGCCAUGUGAACAAGCAGGAUGCUCACCAAAACUCCAAGUGUUGUUGCCCAGGUAUUCCUUCUUCUAAGCAUAGUUCUUGUCAUUGCUAUUGCUGUGAUUCAGAGAAACCAGCAAAAGAGCCUCUCUCCAGGACUUAAGUAUGGAAUAGUGCUUGAUGCUGGAUCAUCUCGGACUACAGUCUAUGUGUAUGAGUGGCCAGCAGAAAAAGAAAACGACACAGGAGUAGUAAGCCAAAUCUUCAAGUGUAAUGUGAAAGGCCCUGGCAUAUCCAGCUAUGAGAAUAACCCUAGAGCCCUUGCCAAACCUUUUGAUGACUGUUUGAAUAAAGUCAAGGAGAGAAUCCCAAUUCACCUGCAUAAAAAUACUUCUGCUUAUCUGGGGGCUACAGCUGGCAUGCGACUACUGAGGUUGCAAAAUGAAACGACAGCCAAUGAAGUUCUUGCAAGCAUUCAAAACUACUUCAGAGCACAGCCCUUUGAAUUUAGGGGUGCAAAAAUCAUAACUGGGCCAGAGGAAGGGGUGUAUGGAUGGAUAACAGCCAACUAUUUAAUGGGCAAUUUCUUAGAGAGAAACCUUUGGAGGGCAUGGGUCCAUCCGUACAGAAAAGAGACCAUGGGUGCACUGGAUCUUGGAGGAGCUUCCACUCAAAUUUCUUUUAUCUCAGAGGAUUUUCAGGAUAACUCCAAUAGCACCUUGCAUGUGAAGUUGUAUGGUUAUGACUACAAUGUCUACACUCACAGCUUCCAGUGUUAUGGAAGAGAUGAAGCUGAGAAAAGGUUGUUAGCAUUGCUGCUCCAGAAGUCAAGAGCCAGUUCCAAAGUGGAUAAUCCAUGUUACCCUCAGAAUUAUGAGACUACAUUCACAAUGAAGUACUUCUAUGGCAGCCUUUGCACGCAGUCUCUGAGACCAGCAAAUUAUUACCCGAACCAGCUUGUGAAAUUCCAUGGAACAGGAGACCCAGGUCUGUGCCAGGAGAUAGUGUCUUUAUUAUUUAACUUCACUGCUUGCAGAGACAGAGGGGACUGCCCAUUCAAUGGAAUCCAUCAACCAAAAGUUAAAGGGAAUUUUGUGGCUUUCUCAGGAUUCUACUAUACAAUUAAUGCUUUGAAUUUAUCUGGACACUUUUCCCUGGCAGACUUCAAUUCAAGCAUGUGGUUUUUCUGUGCACAGAGCUGGGUCCAGCUCCAGUUUAUGCUGCCUAAAUUUGAAGAAACAUAUGCUCGAUCCUACUGUUUUUCAGCAAACUUCAUUUAUUACUUGCUUGUACAUGGCUAUAAAUUUGAUGCAGAAACUUGGCCCCAGAUACAUUUCCAAAAAGAGGUUGGUAACAACAGUAUAGCAUGGUCACUUGGUUACAUGCUAAGCCUCACCAACAUGAUUCCAGCAGAAGGCAAGUUGAUCCAGUUACCUCUGAAACCUUCUUUGUUCACUGGGCUCCUCCUGUUCUUCACAACUAUGGCAUUGUUAUGUCUUAUCUUCCUUGUUUAUUUGUGUAUUGUACCAUCUAACCAGAAGAACAUCAGUCAUGUUGAACAAGUAUUUACUCCAGAGUGAACGAACUUUUUAAAGACCAAACAAAAAUAUUUUAGCGCUAUUAAGUUAUGUAGAAUUUUAUUUUUGAAAGUUGAAGGAGAAAUAAAGACAGGGGUCUUGGGGACCAGAAACGUAAAUACAGGAGACAACAGACAUGAAGGCAUCUGUGAUAUGGUGAAUUGGAGUGCUUUUGAAAGAAUUGUGGCAAUUGUUGCUGUAAAACUAGUUUUUUCCGGAGUUCAGCAGAGAAAAUGUGGACGGAUACUCUACUUUGCUGGAUGAAGGAUUAAUAGUCUUUUCCUGCCAGGUAUGUGUUGAUUUCUGUCCAUGAACUCUCUGUUAACUAGCCAACUCUAGUUGUGAUGCAUUUGGUCAGGGGUGGCUAUUGUUCAAAGACAAAAUUAAAGAAAAAGUCAGGAGGAAUUGUGGGAGAAGAGAAUGUGAAUGUUCCCAUUUGUAGUGCUGACACUAAAAAAAAACCCAAACAGGGAACAGCUGGGAAAGAAUUUUCAUUGCUGUUCAAAAUGGAGUGAGGUCUACUACAUAAAGGCAUAAUAAACUCCUGACAACCCUCAGGACUUUCAAGCCCAUUUUGAAACUGAGCUGUAUUUUUUUUUUUUUUUAAGUACAAUAGUGAUCUCGGAAAGCCUCUGUUACGGUACCUAAGAUUUGCAUUGAAGGUGGAACAAAAUCCUUUCACAUUUCAAUAGCUGAACCUAAUUGUAAUGAUGUCAUAGUUACCUCCAGACUGCAACAGUUUUCGGUAUCUUUUUUUUAAUUAACUUUCACAGAAGCAUUUUUUUGUAAUUUCUCAUACUGAAACGUUGACUUGUAUUCCCUGUUUUGCUGAUCUCAGACAGUCAUAGUCAGUACAGACUUGUCUUAAACAUGUUAUUUUGACUGUCUGGAUAGAGUCUAGGACAUGGGACCUUCUGAAACAUUAACGUGAGUGUGCCAAAAGUUAAAUUCAGCCCUUCAUUCAAGGUCAAGAGAAUCUGGAGCCAGACUGCAGGCAGAGAUAGGGCCAGCAGAGCACUGUCUAGUGGGUUCGGGAAUCCACUACACAGAUCCACUAGAAUCACAGCCACUGUCCUAAGCUGUAGUGCCUCGACGAGCCUUUCUACUGCCCCAGCCUCGGCGUUCCUUCAGCAUCAUUGGGGUCUACCAGGCAGAUGCUUCUGUCAAGGGCAUUAACUCCAAAGCUUUCCUGGGAGUGCUGUUGCCUUCAUGCUCUGAAUAGCUGACUUCCUUCAAAGCCUAGGCCUUCUGCCCCGAAACUUUCAUUCUUAUCCCCUUAAAUUAUAAGACUGCAAUUUUGCCUGCAGCCCAAGAAGCCCUUCAAGAUCAGUACCCCUUUUACCUGCCCGUGUUUUGUAUAGCUUUGGUCUUCCUGAGUUGGCUUCUGAACGAAACCUUGAAAAAGCCUCCUACCAUGUCAUCUACGAUCUCUUCCCCUUCUACAGUGCUUCCAUUAAUUUCUCUUACUAUUGCCUUGGUAUAGUCUGAAAGGCUGUGAGGGGAAGAUGUCUUUGGAAUUAGCAGAAAGAAGGGAUUAUUGUAUUGUUGAAGACCUGCAAGAGGAGAAAUGAGCAUCUCUGCUUCACUUCCCUCCCCACCUUCCGCCAUCUCCUGUUGCUCAGAUUCAGUACCUGCAUAGAGCUCUGUUCACCCAAUGUAUUUCCCCAAAUCUCCUACAAGCAGCUUCUGGCAAUCACUUAAAUACAUUUCUCCCUCUCUGUCCUGACAGGAUUGCUUCCCUCUAUGUGCCAGCCCCCUUGCUUGCAUCCUUGCUCUUUCAGGUGCUCGCACAUGUUGCAUUGAGCUUUUCAGUAUGAGAAAGUAUAAAUUAAAAGGGAGAUUGCCAUAGUCAGGAUACUGCCAACUGCCUAAAGCUUGUGAGGCCUUGCGUAUAGUAGUUUCCAUGCAGGUUUGUUGCAUGUAAGGGAUCUACUUGCUCAUGCAUACACUCAUAAUUCAAGCUAACCUUGGAUUAUGAAUUCAUACUUCAUAAUGUGUUUUUUAUCCCUGCUUCACCUAUUCCCCAUAGUGAUUAGGUUAUGAGAUUGGAGAAGAACGGUGGCUAUUUUUACCUGUGAAUAACUUCAAUUUGUAUCUUUUGUUUCUGUGUUAUCCUGUUGCUUCCUUUUUCUUUUCACAAGCUGCUAGAUGAUUUAAAAGGAAAUAUAUGGACUUUCAGAGGACUGGCAGUGAGGUCUUUGUUCCUUCCCUGUCAGUACACUAUUGUGACUUGCCACUCUCAGUGGAGUAGCAGUACCUAAAACAAGGCAAAAGGUAUUACAAGGUGCUGAAGUACUCUGUGGUGCCCAGGUUGCAUCUGACAGAACAUAAAAACUUAGUUCCGAGUGCACUGGACAUCAGAGUUUGGUAUAAAAUAAAAGCCUUAUCUUCUGUCUGCUGGAUCUAGAACUGCAAUCAAGAAGGAAAAAGGGAGCUGAUAGGCAGUUACAGAAAGAAGCAGAUGUUGAGCACUGAAAUGUUUUCUUCAGCUGCCAGUAUCUGAUGAUAAUGGUAUUCUGGGAAAUUUACCUGCCCUACAAAAUUUUUGUUUUGUUUGAAAACAGUAGUGCUGUUCAGAUGUGUGCUUUUGCAAAAAUGAAAGAAUAGGUGUAUGCUGAGAAGAUCGCCUCAUUAUACUUGUCUGAGUUGGCAGCUAAAGAAGUAAAUUUGUUCAAAAUUUGGACUUGCAGAUUUGCUGGGAUAGACCUAGCAUCUGUUUAAAUAAAGCUUUGCCUCCAUGCAUCACCUCCUCUUUUUCUUCUUCACUACUUCCCUCUUCUCCCUAUUUAUAUAAUCUUGUACAGUAUUACUGUGAUACCCAUCCUGAUUUAGAGCUCAGUCUUAUGUCUCCUGUCUGUUCUAGCCAGGAAAGCUGACGCUAUUCAACUUCCACCAGCCAGCUGCACCACCUCAGCUUACUGCUUCUUUCUGAGCCUGCACCAUGAUUACAGUUUAGCGUUCAGGUAAAAAGCAUGGCUUAGACACACAGCCUGCUUGGCUGUCCUUGUUUGUACUGUGGUUACUUCUGGAGGAGAGGUGGGGCACUUGGAAUGGUAAUCACUUCAGUCACGCUAGCUAAAUCCUCCUGUAAGCAUCAGGCAGAACCUGAUUUAAGCUGGUAAUACUGUCCUGUUGUCUAUAACUGGACAAUUCUGUUGGGAAAGUCAGUAAAGG